Molecule: messenger RNA, 1280 nt
Organism: Suillus paluster
Lineage: Eukaryota; Fungi; Basidiomycota; Agaricomycetes; Boletales; Suillaceae
Exons: 3
Coding region: 44-1126 (360 amino acids)
Source: RefSeq, a predicted model, not a curated record
GUCUACUACGAUCCCCAACCACAUUUUAACGACGACGACAACGAUGAAAAGGACCUACGGACGCAAGAACUCACGGCGUGCGCGACCUGACAUACAAGACGUGGAGGUUGUUUCACCGCCGCGGAAACGACCAAGAAUCGAGGUUGAGAUCGUGCCGCCGCCAUUCUCAGUCCCCAAUGCACAUUUAUUACCACUCAAAGCAACUAGUCCUAUCCGAAGAAGUAUAACUCUGCCUGACGUGGGCUCAAUUUCGAGCACGCCGUCGAACAUACGCACGCCGACCAAACCAGCACGGGAUCUGAGCACGCUGUUCUCUACUUCAUCGCAUCUGACGCCGAACUCACCGGGAACGUCACUCGGAGUGGUGAAGCGGAUGCUGUCACGCUCACGCACAGAGUCGUCCAUUGAUCGAAAUGUCGGACACAAUCUCUGCUCGUUCACCCCAUCAUCUAACACACUUCCUGUACAUCCUUCUCCACCGAAGAUAACCCCCUCGCGUUCACCCACCCCGACACCGAACAAACCCAUACCGAUAAAGCACACACGGACGUACGCUGGCGCAUCACGCUCGUACCUUAUUGCGCUUCCCGCAGCUGAUCUCGCAGAACCAGACGACACGCGCGAAUCUUACGCUGACCUCCGGUCUCGGUGGGGUGUCGACAACUCCGAGGACGAUCCACGUCCUUUCGACGAUGAUACUCGAACACUCAAGAGGACCUCCAGCGUGGCUUCGCGGCCGCUUGCGAAUGGGAUGAUGAAUGAUCUCAAGAGCAUUACGGAAUUGCGGAGCAAGGGCGAGAGCAGGCGCUUUCUUGAUGAGGUAGGAUAUUUGUUUGAAGGCAUAGAGACUGGUUGCGCCAUUGCGCUCCGCAGAGCCAGCGUCUUGGAAAUUGUCACCAAACUAUGCGACUCCGACUUCAACCGUCGUGCGAAAACGUCUGAUUUUUAUGCUCGCACUUGGGAUGUAUUCGUCAAAGCCCGUGAAGAGGGUUCGGACAAGGUGCGCUCUUCCGACACUUCUUUUAUCUCGUCCCUACACGUGCCCGCCAAUAUUUACCCAUCGACCCUUCUUCGCUUCUUCGUACCCCUUCCUACAACCCGAACUCAACCAUCCACAGAUCAUUGAUGCCACCCUCUCCUUCUUUGCUUUGCUUUCCACCCGCGACCCGCAAACCCUUUCCGAACUUGCUCAUAAACCUGACCUCGUCCCCACUCUCCUCGAAAUCCUGCGCUCCCUCACUCCCACUUCCAACAUGAAGAACGAUGGGCUGAAUCAAGGU